AUGUACAUGCUCAAGGGCCUCUCCGUCCUCGCUGCCGCGACUACCGCGCUUGCCGCUACUGUCUCCUACGACACGGGCUAUGACGAUGGCUCCCGCUCUCUCACCGCCGUGAGCUGCUCGGACGGCGAGCACGGCCUCAUCACCCGCUACGGCUGGCAGACGCAGGGCCAGAUCCCGCACUUCGCCAACAUUGGUGGCUCCGACAGCAUCCCCUCGUGGAACUCUCCCAACUGCGGAACUUGCUGGCAGCUCAGCUACAACGGCCAGUCCAUCUUCAUCCUGGCCAUCGACCACGCCGCGGCCGGCUUCAACAUUGCUUUGGAUGCCAUGAACAAGCUCACCAACGGGCAGGCGGUCGCCCUGGGUCGGGUCGAGGCUAACGCCGUGCAGGUGGAUGUCAGCAACUGCGGCCUGUAA
Molecule: messenger RNA, 417 nt
Organism: Thyridium curvatum
Lineage: Eukaryota; Fungi; Ascomycota; Sordariomycetes; Thyridiales; Thyridiaceae
Exons: 3
Coding region: 1-417 (138 amino acids)
Source: RefSeq, a predicted model, not a curated record